Polyodon spathula (Mississippi paddlefish) is the source of this 5491-nucleotide messenger RNA. It is a transcript of the gene adgrl3.1, whose product is annotated as adhesion G protein-coupled receptor L3.1. Gene Ontology annotation, cellular component: membrane. Bases 567 to 4820 code for a protein of 1417 amino acids. The transcript has 23 exons. Gene Ontology annotation, molecular function: G protein-coupled receptor activity; carbohydrate binding. Gene Ontology annotation, biological process: cell surface receptor signaling pathway; G protein-coupled receptor signaling pathway. The record is from RefSeq and is a predicted model, not a curated record. Lineage: Eukaryota; Metazoa; Chordata; Actinopteri; Acipenseriformes; Polyodontidae.
UUUCCCAAGCAUUUUCCAUCAGAGCUUCCUUCGCAAAUGGUUUAUUUUCACCGAGAUCUCUGUAAGCAAAGAUUUUCUGCUCUUUAAAUGGAUACCUAUAAGCACAACAUUGUUGACAUUAUUAUUGGUUAGUCUUAAUUUUCAGUAUGCCUAGGAAAGGACGAGUGUUUUAACGAAGGUGGAACAUCUGAAUACAGAAGAGCUUCUUAUUUGUCCGAUGUUUUCCCCCUCCGAGGAGAAGAUGUAAUGCAUUGACUGCAUCACCACACUGCAUCUUUCUGGAAAAUAUUUUAGCCCUCUAUAAACUACUGGGAAUAAAUAGCAUAACGAAAAGGGGUAUUUUUCAUGCAAGAACAUCUUUUUGGAAACAAACAAUAUAUCUGCCCUUCUGGUUUCAAUGGCAGGAUUUGAAGGAGCUUACUGCUGCAGGUCCAUUAACCUCUUUUGAGAUGGGAUUUGCAUAUUUGUGAUUCUGAUCCAGCCUACUGAAGGAGUGCGAAGGAACACUCACUAUUUUAGCUCACCUGGGAACUCUACUUGAGCUAGAACCAGCUUACACUGAAGCAAUGUGGACUUCACAGCUGGUCCUCUUCACUGUGUUCUGCAUACCCACAGUACAUGCUUUUAGUCGUGCACCCAUACCAAUGGCAGUUGUAAGGAGAGAACUAUCCUGUGAGAGCUACCCUAUAGAACUACGCUGUCCAGGAACGGACGUCAUAAUGAUUGAAAGUGCCAACUACGGAAGGACAGAUGAUAAAAUCUGUGAUGCUGAUCCAGCUCAGAUGGAGAAUAUUCGAUGCUACCUGCCAGAUGCCUAUAAGAUUAUGUCUCAAAGAUGCAAUAAUCGGACGCAGUGUGCAGUCAUUGCUGGACCAGAUGUUUUCCCGGACCCUUGUCCUGGAACAUACAAAUACCUUGAGGUUCAAUAUGAAUGUGUUCCUUACAAAGUGGAACAAAAAGUUUUCCUGUGCCCUGGUUUGCUAAGAGGUGUAUAUCAAAGUGAGCACCUGUUUGAAUCAGACCACCAAUCAGGGUCUUGGUGCAAGGAUCCCCUUCAGGCUUCAGAUAAGAUCUACUACAUGCCCUGGACUCCGUAUAGGACUGACACAUUGACAGAGUAUUCUUCCAAGGAGGACUUCAUAGCAGGGAGGCCCACCACCACUUACAAGCUGCCCCACCGAGUGGACGGAACAGGAUUUGUGGUAUAUGAUGGGGCACUGUUUUUCAACAAAGAGCGCACACGCAACAUUGUGAAAUUUGACCUUCGCACACGCAUCAAGAGUGGGGAGGCCAUCAUUGCAAGUGCCAACUAUCAUGACACUUCUCCCUAUCGCUGGGGUGGCAAGUCCGACAUUGAUCUGGCAGUGGAUGAAAACGGGCUGUGGGUCAUCUAUGCCACCGAGCAGAACAAUGGAAAAAUAGUAAUUAGCCAAUUGAACCCUUAUACUCUGCGCAUCGAGGGGACCUGGGACACAGCCUAUGACAAGAGGUCAGCCUCCAAUGCCUUCAUGAUCUGCGGCAUUCUCUAUGUGAUCAAAUCGGUUUACGAAGAUGAUGACAAUGAAGCCACUGGGAACAAAAUUGACUACAUCUACAAUACUGAGCUUAGCAAAGAUGGCUACAUUGACAUCCCCUUCCCCAAUUCAUAUCAGUACAUAGCAGCUGUGGAUUACAAUCCAAGAGACAAUUUGCUGUACGUUUGGAACAACUACCAUGUAGUGAAGUAUUCUUUGGAUUUCGGACCAAUGGAUAACAGGCCAGAAUCGUCUUCCUCAGUACUGAUCUACCUGGAUACUACAAGCUCUAGAACAACAACCAGAUCCACUGCAAUCACUGCAACCAAAGCAACAAUGACCACCAUUGCUGGGCGACGUGCCAAGAGCACCACCACCUUAAUACCACUUGAGGAGGGUAAUCCAGACAUCACCACAAGGCCCACUCCAUCAUCCCAGCUGCCAAGCAUAGUCACAGAGGGUUGUGAACCGCUGGGAGAACCUGACAUCUCUUGGCCCAAGACUCGUCAGGGACAGGUUGCAAAACAGCCUUGUCCUCCAGGCAUGAUAGGUGUUGCAACCUUUGUGUGCUUGGCUCCUGAUGGAUACUGGGACCCACAAGGACCGGAUCUUAGUAAUUGUACCUCUCCUUGGGUCAAUCAAAUCACACAUAAACUGAAGUCAGGAGAGACAGCUGCUAUCAUUGCAAGGGAGCUUUCGGAACACACUAAGAGUCGGAUUCAUGCGGGUGACAUAACAUAUUCUGUUAAGGCACUGGACCAGCUAGUGGAUUUGCUUGAUGUGCAGCUGCGCAACCUUACUCCAGGUGGAAAGGACAGUGCAGCUCGCAGUUUAAACAAGCUGCAGAAAAGAGAACGCUCUUGCAGAUUGUAUGUCCAGGCAAUGGUGGAGACUGUCAACAACCUUCUUCAGCCUUUGGCCCAGCCUGCUUGGCAUGACUUGACAACCAAUGACCAGUUACGAGCAGCCACCAUGUUACUGGACACUGUGGAGGAGGGUGCCUUUGUACUUGCAGAUAAUCUGCUCAAGACAGAUGUUGUUCAGGAGAACACAGAAAACAUUAAGCUGGAAGUUGCUAGAUUAAGCACAGAUGUAACUUUGGCAGACCUGAAGUUUCCCCAAACUGGUGGAAAUGGAAACUCCAUUCAGCUAUCAGCAAGUACUUUAAAACAAAAUGGUAGAAAUGGUGAGAUUAAGGUUGCUUUUGUCCUCUACAAGCACCUCGGCUCCUACCUUUCCACAGAGAAUGCCAGCAUGAAGUUAGGGAGUGAGGCCAUGUCCACCAACUACUCUGUCAUUGUCAACUCUCCUGUAAUUACUGCUGCCAUAAACAAGGAGAGCAAUAAGGUCUACCUGUCAGACCCAGUGGUGUUCACUGUCAAACACUUGCAGCAAUCUGAAGAGAAUUUUAAUCCCAACUGCUCGUUCUGGAGCUAUUCGAAACGCACAAUGACAGGAUGCUGGUCAACACAGGGAUGCAGGCUGUUGGGAACCAAUAAGACUCACACAACUUGUUCUUGUAAUCACCUUACCAACUUUGCAGUUCUGAUGGCACAUGUGGAAGUCAAGAAUGCUGAUCCUGUCCAUGACCUACUACUGGAUGUUAUUACUUGGGUGGGAAUCCUGCUCUCGCUGGUCUGCCUCUUGAUAUGUAUCUUCACUUUCUGCUUCUUUCGGGGCCUCCAGAGUGAUCGCAACACCAUUCAUAAGAACCUCUGUAUCAGCCUUUUUGUGGCUGAGCUGCUCUUCCUCAUUGGAAUAAAUCGUGCUGAUCAACCGCGGCGUCGGCUCCCACGCUACUCGUUCCAGUCUGCCGGCCAGCUUUAUUUCCACCUUGCCCUUCGUUAUUGUGUGGGAGUUUACAUCGUCCAUCACUUACUGCGGGUGAAUCAGGUCAACACAAACACACCUGUUCUAAGUGGUCGUGACCUGUACUUUGAGCUAAAAAACCAAAGAUGUUGGCUCAGGCUUGACACCUACUUUAUUUGGAGCUUCAUAGGCCCAGCAACCUUGAUAAUUAUGCUCAAUGUAAUCUUCCUUGGGAUUGCACUCUACAAAAUGUUCCAUCAUACUGCUAUACUGAAACCGGAUUCAGGCUGUUUGGACAAUAUAAAAUCAUGGGUUAUAGGUGCCAUUGCACUGCUCUGCCUCCUGGGACUGACUUGGGCCUUUGGACUUAUGUACAUCAACGAAAGCACAGUCAUCAUGGCCUAUCUGUUUACCAUAUUCAACUCUCUUCAGGGAAUGUUCAUUUUCAUUUUCCACUGUGUCCUCCAAAAGAAGGUGCGUAAGGAGUAUGGCAAGUGUCUGCGCACACAUUGUUGCAGUGGGAAGAGUGUAGAAACCUCGAUUGGUUCAGGGAAAACAUCUGGUUCCCGAACUCCUGGAAGGUAUUCCACAGGUUCACAAAGCCGAAUCCGUAGGAUGUGGAAUGACACUGUCAGAAAACAGUCUGAGUCUUCCUUUAUUACGGGCGACAUAAAUAGCUCAGCAUCAUUGAACAGAGAGGGACUACUGAACAAUGCCAGGGAUACAAGUGUCAUGGAUACUCUACCACUGAAUGGUAACCAUGGCAACAGCUACAGUAUAGCCAGUGGAGAAUACAUGAGUGACUGUGUCCGAAUUAUAGACCGUGGCUACAACCACAAUGAGACAGCAUUAGAAAAAAAGAUUCUGAAGGAACUCACUUCAAACUAUAUACCCUCCUACCUGAACAACCACGAGAGCUCUAGUGAGCAGAACAGGAACCUAAUGAACAAGCUUGUGAACAGCGCUGGCAGAGUCAAUGAAGAUGACGCCAUUGUCUUAGACGAUGCCACCUCUUUCACCCAUGAAGAAACCUUGGGUUUGGAGCUUAUCAGGGAAGAGUCUGAUGCCCCUCUGCUACCACAAAGAGCUAAUUCAACACAAAACCAUCAGCCACAUCACUUCUCUCGGAGACGGAUCCCUCAAGACAACAGAGAGAGCUUUUUCCCCUUGCUAACCAAUGAGCAUACUGAAGACCUGCAGUCACCCAAUAGGGAUUCUCUUUAUACCAGCAUGCCAGCACUGGCUGGCAUACCUGUCACAGACGCCAAUGGCACUAAGACCCAAAGUGAACCUCACCCAAGUAAUAGUGUUGAUGCUGAUGAUGUUUAUUGUAAAAGUAUGCCAAACCUUGGCUCCAGGAAUCAUGUCCACCAACUACACACUUACUAUCAACUCGGCCGAGGCAGCAGUGAUGGAUUUAUAGUUCUGCCCAAUAAAGAUGGAGCUUCUCCUGAAGGAAGUUCUAAAGAACCUUCUCAUUUGGUCACUAGUCUAUAGAGGGUAAUCCUAACUCAUGGUUUCUUGUUCUGAUCCAGUGGUAAACAUGUUGUGUGCACUCCUAAAUUUUGAUGUCAUUCAAGUACCGAUAAACUAUUUUCUGAAACUUGUAGGAUGGCCUGGGACAAUACUGCUUAUAUCCAUUAAGUACAAAAUAAUCCCUUAAAUCAAUUCUGAAUACGAAAGGGAUAUACAAGAAAAUAGCAUUCUUCAGAUAUCAUUGUAAUGACAUUUUGUUAUCAAAGGGACAUAGUAACUCUCCACCACUAGUUAAGUGCAAUUGUAUGUCCUUUUGGAUGACAAACUGUUCACUACUAGUUUCAUUUAUUCUUCUUCUGUAUCCAUUACUGUAUUUUCAGUAUGGAUGCAGAUUGGUAUUCACAGUAUCUUUAGCUGUGACAAUCCUGUAGGUUAAAUAAAAGAAUCUGUCUGAACAAACCAUGAGGGAACUGUUUAACAUAUAUGCUAAAGGGAACCAUUUAUGUUUUUUGCUGUAAUAAUUCCAGUUAUUAAAACAACUAAUGACGGAGAAUUCCAAGCAAUUUCUAUGUGAUGUACAGAUAAUAGCAUUGAACAUUAUAGUAUGCUUCUUCUGUUCCUCCAAACUUGCGACUCUGUAAAUGUAGUGGUUAGAGCGUUUUCUUUGUUUUUGUUGUGCUGGUCUUGCAGGG